AAUCAUGCAAUAUUGAUAUAUAAUUUAUUACACAGUAGUACGUGCGCAGCCCAUAACUAAAAUGCGUCUCAGUGCGAUCAUACGUAGUUAUUUAGCCAUGAUUAUUUUACAAUAAUUAAGUCAUGGAAGAGAAACAUGCAAUCCGCACUCCACGCUGUCAGCCGCCGCCGUUAUUCAGCGUGCGGCCGAGGUCCGAGAUAAUAUCAUUGUUAUUCGUUUUCACGUAGUGUUAGAUGAACUAUUUCACUGGUGCUUACGACCUGCAUUCCCGGCGUCCGUUCCACUCGUUGUUUAACGUUAAACCAUUACAUUUUAGAGAUUUGUCACGACAUCCGUCGGUCAACGUUCGUGAUCGUCUGUCCCCAGACAAAAAAAAAAUCACAAUCAUCGGUGUUUUACUGUUGCUGCUGUUCCUCUCAUCGUCGCAAACGCUGGGUAAUUUUAUUUUGUAUUUCGUACAUUCAUACAGUCCGUCAUCAAAAUAAAAAUUUCCACCGACCGUUCAACGUAAAACUUUUACAAUGGAGAGUACUGCGGUCAACCGGAAAGGAGAAGAAACUGUCUUCGUUAUUGACGGGGAGGAUUUCUCCGAUCUCAUUGAAGAAUUGGAAAAAAAACAUAGAAAUAUAGAAACAGAGCCAGACCUCCACGGAAUAAAUUAUUCUUAUACUAGCAGUGAUUCGGAUGAUGUUGAAUGGAUCAGUAUAGAGGGAGGUGAUGGUGACGAACACUAUGGCGAAGAAACCAAAGAUCCUGCAGCUCCUGCAGAACCCAUAGCACCUGUGCCCGUGGAUGAUAAUGCUAAUGAUCCGCAGUGCAUACCAAGCGGUAUACGAUUCCACGAGCACGAUGACCGCGUGACAUAUUGUACAAAAAGCUCUGAAGGAUCAGAAGCAGAUAAUGAAUAUGAAGAAGAUUCAGAAGAUGAUUAUGGCGUUUCUCAGCGUCGUCGCCACCGCCGCCGGCACCGCAUUAGCAGACCACAUACGGGCAUUAAAAAACACAAAAUUCAGGGACUCCAGCAUAGAUACUACCGAAAACACCGAUGUAGCAGUUGGGAAUGGAUGAACACUGUCAUUAAAAAUGUCUGGGGCAUAUCUAAGGUUGCUGGAACGGUACAAUACUCCGAACCUUCUGUAACUACUGAUGAACUGUAAAAAUACUUAUUUGUUCGUUUCGUGUUAGUUUAAUAGUUGUUUUAAUGUUUGUUUAUCUAUAUCGUUGUAU
Molecule: messenger RNA, 1227 nt
Organism: Myzus persicae (green peach aphid)
Lineage: Eukaryota; Metazoa; Arthropoda; Insecta; Hemiptera; Aphididae
Exons: 3
Coding region: 522-1157 (211 amino acids)
Source: RefSeq, a predicted model, not a curated record